Molecule: messenger RNA, 6289 nt
Organism: Catharus ustulatus (Swainson's thrush)
Lineage: Eukaryota; Metazoa; Chordata; Aves; Passeriformes; Turdidae
Gene: PLCH1
Product: phospholipase C eta 1
Exons: 25
Coding region: 72-5351 (1759 amino acids)
Biological process (GO): lipid metabolic process; phosphatidylinositol-mediated signaling
Molecular function (GO): calcium ion binding; phosphatidylinositol-4,5-bisphosphate phospholipase C activity
Source: RefSeq, a predicted model, not a curated record
ACCGGACCCAGCCCGUUCCCCUUGCCUUGCAGGGUCCCAGCCCUUGAUGGUGAGCGGGCAGCUGCCUCACCAUGAGUUACUGGAGUCUGGAUAAGAAGAGCUGCCUGCAGUACUGCCGCCACUUCCUAGCGGACAACGGCGCGUUCCACGUUGAAAGAUGCAUGAGUGUGAUGCAGUCUGGGACGCAGAUGGUGAAGCUGAAGAGUGGGAGCAAGGGGCUGGUCCGGCUGUUCUACCUGGACGAGCACAGGACCUGCAUCCGCUGGAGGCCCUCCCGGAAGAGCGAGAAGGCAAAAAUUGUCAUCGACUCCAUCUACAAAGUCAGCGAGGGCCGGCAGUCGGAGAUCUUCCAGCGCCACGCCGAGGGCAGCUUCGAGCCCAGCUGCUGCUUCACCAUUUACCAUGGCAGCCACCUGGAGAGCCUGGACCUGAUCACCUCCAACCCCGAGGAGGCUCGCACCUGGGUCACGGGGCUCAAGUACCUGCUGGCCGGGAUCAGCGACGAGGACUCGCUGGCCAAGCGGCAGAGAACGCACGAGCACUGGGUGAAGCAAACCUUCCAGGAGGCUGACAAGAACGGGGACGGGCUGCUGAACAUCGAGGAGAUCCAGCAGCUGCUGCACAAGCUGAACGUCAGCCUGCCCCGCAGGAAGGUCCGCCAGAUGUUCCAGGAGGCAGACACAGAUGAGAACCAGGGAACCCUGAACUUUGAAGAAUUCUCAGUGUUUUACAAGAUGAUGUCCUUGCGCCGAGAUCUCUACCUGCUGCUGCUGAGCUACAGUGACAAGAAGGAUCAUCUCACUGUGGAGGAGCUGGCUCAGUUCCUCAGGGUGGAACAGAAGAUGAACAAUGUGACACCAGAAUAUUGCCUGGACAUCAUACAGAAGUUUGAAGUGUCAGAAGAAAACAAGAAGCAAAAUGUCCUUGGGAUUGAAGGCUUCACCAGCUUCAUGCGCAGCCCGGCGUGCGAGGUGUCCAACCCCCUGCACGGGCAGGUGCACCAGGACAUGCAGCAGCCCCUGUGCCACUACUUCAUCGCCUCGAGCCACAACACCUACCUGAGCGGGGACCAGCUGCUCUCGCAGUCGCGCGCCGAGAUGUACGCACGGGUGCUGCAGGCCGGCUGCCGCUGCGUCGAAGUGGAUUGCUGGGAUGGCCCAGAUGGGGAGCCAGUGGUGCACCAUGGCUACACCCUGACCUCCAAAAUCCUGUUCCGGGACGUGGCAGAGACCAUCAAUAAAUACGCCUUCAUCAAAAACGAGUUUCCAGUGAUACUGUCCAUUGAAAACCACUGCAGUAUUCAACAGCAGAAGAAGAUUGCCCAGUACCUGAAGGAAAUAUUUGGUGACAAACUGGACUUGUCAUCUGUGAACACUGGAGAUCCCAGAGAGCUUCCCAGCCCUCAGGAUCUAAAAGGGAAAAUCCUAGUGAAGGGUAAGAAGUUGCCCUACAGCCUUGGAGCAGAUGCUGAGGAGGGAGAAGUUUCAGAAGAGGACAGUGCUGAUGAAAUUGAGGAUGACUGCAAGUUAAAGCCCUGCUUUAGCAACGGAGCCACUCAGCACCAGGUGGAAUCUUUCAUCCGAACCAAACUGGAAUCGCUGCUGAAAGAAUCCCAGAUCAGGGACAAGGAGGAUCCUGACAGCUUCACUGUGAGGGCCCUGCUGAAGGCAACCCACCAGAGUUUCAGUGUGAACCUGAGGCAGAACCUGGACACAAAAGAAGGUGGAAAAAAGUCUCACGGUCGAUCAUUAAUGGGCAACUUUGGCAAACACAAGAAAGCUGCCAAGGCAGCAGCCAAAGCCCCCAGUGCCUCUGAUGACGAGGAGAGCCAGCAGCACCCUCCUGGCAAGGAGCUGGGGCAGCCCCACAGGCUCGGCCGCCGCAGGAAGACGGUGAAGCUGUGCCGGGCCCUGUCUGACCUGGUGGUGUACACCAACUCUGUGGCUGCCCAGGACAUCGUGGAUGAUGGCUCCACAGGGAACGUGCUGUCCUUCAGUGAGACCAGAGCCCACCAGGCAGUGCAGCAGAAGGCCGAGCAGUUCAUGCUCUACAACCAGAGGCAGCUGACCAGGGUCUAUCCCUCAGCCUACCGGAUCGACUCCAGCAACUUCAACCCUGUUCCCUACUGGAAUGUGGGCUGCCAGCUAGUGGCCCUCAACUACCAGUCUGAGGGACGUGUGAUGCAGUUAAAUGAAGCAAAAUUCAGGGUAAAUGGCAACUGUGGUUAUGUCCUCAAACCUCAGCAGAUGUGCAAAGGCACAUUCAACCCCUACUCUGCGGAUCCACUUCCUGCCUGUCCCAAGAAGCAGCUCAUCCUGAAGAUCAUCAGUGGGCAGCAGCUGCCCAAGCCCCCAGACUCAAUGCUGGGGGACAGAGGAGAGAUAAUAGAUCCCUUUGUUGAGGUGGAGAUUAUUGGGUUACCUGUUGACUGCUGUAAAGAUCAGACCAGGGUGGUGGAUGACAAUGGCUUUAACCCUGUGUGGGAGGAGACGCUGACCUUCACCAUCCACAUGCCCGAGAUGGCCCUGGUGCGCUUCCUGGUCUGGGACCACGACCCCAUCGGGAGGGACUUUGUGGGGCAGAGAACUGUGGCCUUCAGCAGCCUCGUGCCUGGCUAUCGCCACGUGUACUUAGAAGGACUGACAGAAGCUUCCAUAUUUGUUCACAUAAUGAUUAAUGAGACCUAUGGAAAGUGGAGCCCUUUAAUCCUCAAUCCCAGUUACACAAUAAUGCACUUUCUAGGAGCCACAAAGAGCAAGCAGCUGAUGGGGCUCCGAGGGCUGUUCUCCAGGGCGCCCAAGGCGGGCACCGCCGAGCCCAGCGGGCACCACGUGCGCAAACGCUCCAUCGGCGAGCGCAUCCUGCGGCGCACGGCCAGCGCCCCGGCCAAGGGCAGGAAGAAGAGCAAGAUGGGCUUCCUGGAGGCUGCUGACAUCAGGGACAGUGCCUCUGAGCCAACCGACCUGAAGGACAAGGAGGGGGUGGUCCGGCGGCCCAACCGGACCUUGCAGGCGCGCCCUGCCUCCAUGCCCGUGGACAGAUUCCUCAUGGUGGAGCUGCCCUGCCCGGCAGAGGACACUGCCCAGGAGGCCAAGGAAGAGGAAAGCACAUCUGCCAACAGUGAUGACAAUACAAAUGAGAAGGAAACAAGCUUGAAGGAAUUGGUUUUUCCACGUUCCGAGCAAAAGGCAACAAAUUCAGCAUCUCAGUUCAAGGAGAGUGACCAGAGGGAUUCUACAGCUGUCUCUUCAGUACCACCUCCACAGGAGCAACCUGAACAUUUGGUUUUUGCAAAUGGUGUCACUCAAGCAAAUCACCUCGUGGACUACCAGGAGAAUCAUCUUUCUGAUGGAACUGUCCCCCUCAUGCAAGACUCUGACUCUGAACUUCCCACAGAAAAGCCACACCACAAAACCUGUGCAGACAGUAAAAAGGAAGAUGACACAAAAGGAUCUAAGGAAGGGAAAAUCAGUCUCACAGGGACUUCUCUUUCUCAGAAAGCACAGGCGGAGAAUCACAAAUACGACACAAAGAAAAGCACUGCAGCAUCUCUCUCCCUUUCUUCUGCCGUGUGCUCUGAGGGCCCUGACUGUCACCCCACGGGGGCCCUGCAGGACAGUGACAUUUCUCACCUCAUUGAUGAAGUCUCUCUGUCGACUGAGAGCGAGCUGGACAGCGCUGUGUCCGCUCUCAUCGGGCAGCUCGAUGGCACAGAUGACCAAACUGCGCUUGCCCCUGUCCCCAGCCCCCCUGGCAGCAGCAGCCAGACCCCCAGGCUGGGGGCUGCACUCCCACACCUGUUUGCUGCAGACCUGAGCAGCCCCUGCAGGCACAACUUCACUCCCAGCAAAUGCUCUUCAUUCUCCACUCCGGACACAGCCAAGUUCUCCAGCCUGGAGGAUGCAGAGUGCUCCACGUAUACAAUUAUCCACGAGGCAUCUCCAGCUUCUGAAUGUAAGAACCACAGGGAAUUAGUCUGCAAGAAAAGAUUAAAUAGUCUGGAAAGCAACUUGCCUGACUCUUGUUCUUCAUCCCUCUCUUUGCUGAAUGCAAAUCCCAAAAGGAAUUGUGCUACAAAAUCUGGACCAAGCUUGGAAGCCUCUGAGUCUGCCAAUUCUUUGGGUUCCAACAGCCUCAUCUUUGAGGAGGCGCUGGGUCCUGGGGAGCACUCGGACAGCAGCAGCCUGCUGGAGGUGGAUGGGGACUGCCAGGAGCUCCUGGGGAGCACCUCUGAGUACAGACGGGAGGACUUGAGCCAGCUGGCUUCUGCUCAGAGCCCGAGGCAGCAGCAGGACCAUGGGCACGCUGGGGACAGGACCUUGGGGAGCAACUGCACUGCUGCAUGCUGCACUGCUGCCCAGCACUGCUCUGAGAGCUGCAGGGCUGCGGGGAGGCAGCUCCCUGUGCCCGGGUGUAACAGCACUGGGGGUUUGGGACAGCAGCACCAGCUCCCUGUCCCUGUGUGUGACAGCACCAAGGGCUUGGGACAGCAGCACCAGCUCCCUGUGCCCAUGUGUGACAGCACCAAGCGCUUGGGACAGCAGCACCAGCUCCCUAGCACCAGGGCUCUGUGGCAGCAGCACCAGCUCCCUGUGCCCAUGUGUGACAGCACCAGGGGUUUGGGACAGCAGCACCAGCUCCCUGUCCCUGUGUGUGACAGCACCAGGGCUCUGUGGCAGCAGCGCUCGGAGGAGCACAGGGCCCCCCAGCUCGGCCCAGCCUGCCCCCUGCUCCCGUUCCCCCCACACCCGGCCAUCCAGCACAGCAGCCCCUGCAAGUCCAAGAGUCUGGGAGACCUGACCUCGGAGGACAUUUCCUGCAACUUCGAGAGUAAGUACCAGUACAUCAGCCGGAGCUUCAUCUCGUCGGGCCUGCGGGACAGGAGGGCGGCCGCCAUGCAGGCCGUGAGGCCGCACUCCACGGACGCGCUGACGGAGCAGCUCCGGCGGCUGCUGUCCCUGGAGCAGGAGGACAGCCGGGAGCCGCUGUGCCCCCGGCAGACGGAGCAGGACUGCCCGCGGGCCCUGGUGAGGAAGCUGUCGUCCCGCAGCCAGAGCCGGGUGCGGAACAUCGCCAGCCGCGCCCGGGAGCGGCAGGAGGCGGCGGGCAAGCAGCGGCCGUGCGAGGGCAGCGCCGUGCCCGGCGUGGUGCUGCGGAACAAGGCCGGGGGGCACGGCGUGAACCGGCACUCCACCGGCUCCUACAUCGGCCGCUACCUGCAGGGCUGUGCCGGGGAGCGGCGGGGCGCGCCCGAGGGCUCCUGCUCGGAUUUACAGCACGGCUGCGGGGAGCUGCCAAUGCCGCCCGCAGCAGCCGAGCAGCCCGAGAUUUAUUUCCUGCUCCGCCUGUGAGUGCCACGGCAGGGACAGCCUGGCCAGGAGCUGCUCGAGAGGUGUUUCAGGAGCAGCCUGGUGCUGACUGAAUUCUUGUGUCGGAGCUGAGGGAGGGAAGCGCCGCCGCCCUCAGGCCGGGCCCGAGCUGCCCGAGCUCGGCUGUGCGUUUGUGUUCUGUCUGUAAUUCCACACUCCAAAAGCCUCACAUUGCACUGAAAGCACUGCUGCUUUCCUUGUGUCUUGUCCUCCUGCUUGGAUAAACACUUCUGGUGAUCACUCCUGGCCUUUUGUGAGGAUUCUCCGAAGCACUGUGGUGUCUGGAAUGCUGGACUGGGCUCGCUCUGCCCGACCCUUCAUCAGCAUCACUUGUUGUGGAUUGUUAUUAUAAAUUUUACAUGUUUUCAUGUAUGAACUGUGAUUCUACAGCAAGUGGUUUGUAGAGUUAGGGUUAGUCCAGAUUUGUGAGUCCUGUGUAGAUUUGUCUUCUGCCCUCUCCACAAGUUGUCUUCCUUUUUGGUUACUGUGUUGGUUUGGGACUGAGUGGAAUGUGGGAGUAAUUCUGCUUUUAUGAAUGAAAACACUUAUUUUCUGCUCGUUUUGUUAUGUAUUUUUGCUGUUGGUUGUGUGAGUAGCUUCGGUACAGCAGAUCCAUUUUCUGUACAUUUGUAAUUUUAUUGCUAAAUUGUUGACAGUCAGUGGAAUAUUUAAACUGACAUUGUAGAGUGACUAUUUUGGCUGUUCACCUUUUUCUAUGAAGGCUAAAAGUGAAGUGUGUGAAGGAAUCUCAGACACCUAAAGCUUCCCUGUAGGGAACACCAUAGCUUUAUUUUGGUUGGAAGAUACUCUUUGCCUUUGCUGUAAGUUUUUCUGAUAUGUCAAAGACGUACCUUUUACCUUUUUUUGUAAUGCAGAGUAUUAUUAUUCUUGAAAACGUCAUUAAAAUAGAUUUUUAAGCA